AUGUCGCAUUCGCCGCGCGAAUCGUCGACACCUACUGAGUUUGGUAGUCAAUACGAUACUGACGAAGAACAACUUACGGAAGUAACUCCACUUACAGCACCCGAUGGAUCAGCUCCUCAAACUAAUAAUAGACAUAGUGACUCAUGGAUAACUUUCAAAACUCGGCUUAGAUAUUAUGUUCCGGUUUUCAGUUGGUUACCAACUUAUUCUAUACAAAUAUUCAUUGAAGACUUUUUAGCCGGUUUAACUGUAACAGCCAUUUUGUUGCCCUCUGCUUUGUCAUAUUCUGUGUUGGCAAAGCUUCCACCUGUUCAUGGUUUAUAUGCUGUCGUCAUACCUGGAGCCAUUUAUUCAUUUCUUGGCACUUCAAAACAAUUAGUUAUUGGACCAGAAGCACUUGUAUCUAUGCUUAUAGGUUCUUCUGUAGUACAACAACAACGAUAUAUGGACAAAGAGGGUGACGAAGUAUCUGCUAUUUUAAUCGCAGGUUUAAUAACAUUUUUUGUGGGUAUUUUGACGUUUAUUCUUGGUAUAGUUCGAUUAGGAUUCUUGGAUUCUGUAUUGUCUCGUGCUCUUUUGCGUGGAUUUAUUUCUGCUGUGGCAAUUGUAAUUAUGAUCGAACAACUUUUGGUUAUGUUCAAGUUAUCUGAGACAGCUGCAAAGGAUGGAAUCGGUCACGCAUCGUCAUCAGUUGAAACUUUUGUCUAUAUUAUUACACAUCUUGAUCAUGCUCAUAUAUUAACUACCAUGGUUUCAUUCUCAAGUCUUGCUUUUCUUUUAAUAACUGGCUUCAUCAAAAAAAAAUUGUCCAAACGAUGGCCACAAGUGCAAUUCGCACCGGAAAUUUUAAUAUGUGUUAUUAUAUUUACAAUAUUGUGUAAUAUUCUUAAUUGGGAUGAAGAUGGUGUCGAUAUUCUUGGAUCAAUUAAAGGAGGUGGAUUCCCUAGUUUCCAACUCCCUUUUCCAAAUCAUUCUCAUCUUAGGGAUUGUUUUGAAGCAGCUGCUUUGAUAUCUGUUAUCGGUUUUGUAGAAUCUAUUGUAGUCACAAAAACUUAUGCGACAAAACAUAAUUAUGCUGUUAGUGCCAACCGUGAGCUAGUUGCCUUGGGUACAGCAAAUUUAGUUGGAAGUUUUUUCCAAUGCUUCGCUGCUUAUGGUGGUAUGGCGAGGAGUGGUAUUAAUGAUAGAGCUGGUGCCAAGACUCAAUUAGCAGGGCUCAUUAAUGCUACACUUGUACUUUUAUGCUUACUUUUCCUUCUUAGUGCAUUUUAUUAUCUGCCGAAACCAGUAUUAGCAGCAAUUGUCACAGUUGCUGCUAUAUCCCUGUUAGAAGAACUUCCACAUGAUUUAUAUUUCAUGUACAAGAUUAAAGCAUGGAAAGAUUUUGCUUUACUCUUUUUGACCUUUUUCUCCACUAUUUUUAUUUCUAUUGAAUAUGGCACAUUAAUUUCAGUUGCCUUAUCGUUAAUACUUGUGGUUAAACAUUCUACUUAUCCACGUAUUACAUUAUUAGGUAGGAUAGGUGAUACAAACCGUUUCAAACCUAUAAAAGAUUUUCCUGACCAAGCUGAACAUGUUGAAGGAGUGCUCGUUGUUAGAAUUUCUGAACCCUUGUACUUCGCCAACACUGGUCAACUUAAAGAUCGGUUAAGGCGUCUGGAAGAAUUCGGUGAUAUGAGUGUUCAUCCUUCUGAAGAAGCUCGGAUGUCUCCAAUUGAGAAUGUAAUAUUUGAUAUAGAAACAAUGGAAGAUAUUGAUGCUAGUGCUGUGCAAAUUCUUUUGGAAAUUAUUGUAGCAUAUCAUCAACGUGGAGUUAAUGUAUUUUUUGUAAAAUUGCGUGAAAAUCAAAGGAAGUUAUUUAUACGUGCUGGAAUAACGGAUAGAGUUGGGAGUGAUCAUUUCUUUAAGCGAAUUCCUGAUGCACUUGAAUAUAUCAAUAGAGUAGGAUUGAAUAUUGAAUGA
Molecule: messenger RNA, 1962 nt
Organism: Rhizophagus irregularis DAOM 181602=DAOM 197198
Lineage: Eukaryota; Fungi; Glomeromycota; Glomeromycetes; Glomerales; Glomeraceae
Biological process (GO): transmembrane transport
Cellular component (GO): plasma membrane
Molecular function (GO): sulfate transmembrane transporter activity
Source: RefSeq, a predicted model, not a curated record